Melospiza melodia melodia is the source of this 782-nucleotide messenger RNA. RefSeq names its product claudin 34 (gene CLDN34). The coding region runs from base 53 to 697 and encodes 214 amino acids. The transcript has a single exon. Gene Ontology annotation, molecular function: structural molecule activity. The record is from RefSeq and is a predicted model, not a curated record. Gene Ontology annotation, cellular component: plasma membrane; bicellular tight junction. NCBI's taxonomy places the organism in Eukaryota, Metazoa, Chordata, Aves, Passeriformes, Passerellidae. Gene Ontology annotation, biological process: cell adhesion; bicellular tight junction assembly.
UCUCUCUUUGCAUGGCACCUGUGUCUGUGACAGGGCAGGAGAGCUCCAAAGGAUGAACUCCCUGGUCAGCACCUCCCACCUCCAGCUUGCUGCCUUUGCUCUGGGCACCAUAGGCUGGAUCCUGUGCACGGUCUCAAUGGGAAUUGUGGAAUGGAGAGUGUGGCAUGUGGACAACACCACUGUCAUCUCCUCUGGCAUUGCCUGGGUGGGGAUUUGGAAAGUCUGCUUCAUCAGUUACCUUUAUGUCUCACCUGGCUACAGAGAACAAUUUUGCCAUAAAUUCAGUGGCUAUGACUCCUUCAUCCCCCAUGAAAUUUACGCUGCUCAGGGUCUCCUGUUGACUGCCAUGUUCAUGGGCUUGCUGGGACUGGCUGCUACAAUAUUUGCUCUGAGAAAUGUCUAUAUGGGAGUCACUCACAAACCUCUCAUUGCCCCGUUCUUCCUGGUGGGGGGCUUCUUCUACAUAUCUGCUGGUCUGUGUGUCCUGAUUCCCGUGAGCUGGAAUUUCUAUUCUGUAACUCACAACCAGAGCAUAGCUUUUCCUCCUUCUUACUACAUGCCCUCCAGUCCAGCAGCACAGGAAGCUGGUGCUGCCAUUCCUGUUGGAAUUGUUGCUGUCAUCCUCCUGCUGCUAAGUGGGACAUUUUCUCUCUCAUACAGAUUUCCCAUGACUGCAAACACUAUCAUGAAAUCCUGACAGGACAAAUCCCCCCCAUGCUAUUUCAGAACAAGAGCAUAGUUAAGAGAUAAGGACAGCAGCAGGAGUGGUUGUAAAGUUAAGG